UGAGCGGGCCGGAGGAGGCGCCAGCCAGUGGCGGUUGUUGUUGUUGUUGUGGCUCUGUGAGGUGAUCGCCCGCCUCCUGCCGCGGACCGUUACCGCUCGGCUGUUCGAAGGCCGGCGCGAGGGGUCGUCGUAGUCGCUGCCGCCCCGGGGGAAGGCGAUGAACGCCCGGAAUGUCAGCUCGUCCCGGGCCGUGCACGUCGAGCUGAGCUCCCAGCAGCGACGGCUUCGACAUCUGCGUAGUAUUGCAGCACGAAAUAUCAUUAACAAGAAUGGAUCCCAUCUUUUAGACACCUACUUUACUCUACACUUGUGUGAUGAUGCAAAGGUCUAUAAAGCUUUUUACACCAGUGAGGUCGUGAAGGAUUCUUUGAAUCCAACAUGGAGGAGUUUAGACUUUGGUUUGAUGCCAAACCGCCUUGAUACUUCUGUAUCAUGUUUCGUAGUCAGGAUUUGGGGUGGAAAGAAGGGGCAGUAUCAUCUUGUCAUUGAGUGGAAAGUUAAUCUUGAUGGACUCAAAUAUCUGGGACAGCAGAUUCGUGCACGUAAUCCCAAUGAGUUAAUAUUUGGAUUAAAUGAUGGCUACUAUGGAACGCCUUUUGAUCACAAGGACCUCACUGAAAAGAAGAGGACCAACCUUCUACAGGUGGACCAGAGUUCAGUAAGGAGCUCGUAUAGUGUCUUCUCCCUUCUCAGGCUUCAUACUGCUCAACGCGUAAUAAAACAGACUCAGGUAACUGUUCAGAAAGUAGGCAAGGAGAUCGAGGAGAAAUUGAUACUAACUGCAUCAACAGCAAAGUUGAAAAAGGAACGGGAGCGUUUACAGCUGAAGAUUCUAGUACUACAGAAUGAAUUACAAAGACAGGAGAAGGCACUUGGACGAGAACUGGAAGUGUUGCAGAAAGAAAGGAUUGCAUUCCAGGACCAAGAGAAAGUAUUCUCGAGUAAACGCCAUUGCUUACAAGUGGAGGAUUCGUCUCUCAAUGAAGAAAAGAAAGGGUGCAUUGCUAAAAGAGAGCACUUCCUGAAGACUAAUGCUCAACUGAACAUUCGGUGUCGGCAACUGUUGUCGGAACUGUCUUAUAUUUACCCGAUUGAAGUGAAUGAUCAGAAGGAUUAUUUUAUGUGUGGAGUCAAAUUACCAAAUUCAGAAGACUUUCAAGCUAAGGAUGAAGGAAGCAUUGCUGUUGCCUUGGGUUACACAGCCCAUCUGGUGCUCAUGAUUUCCUGUUUCCUGCAAGUGCCACUCAGGUAUCCUAUCAUCCAGAAGGGAUCCCGGUCCACAAUUAGGGACAACAUCACCGACAAGCUUUCUGAGAAGGAGAGAGAGUUCCCUCUGUAUCCAAGAGGAGGAGAAAGGUUUCAGUUUGAAUAUGGAGUUUAUUUACUGAACAAAAACAUUGCACAGCUAAGGUACCAGCAUGGCCUAUCCACACCAGAUCUCCGACAGACGUUACCUAACCUGAAAAACUUCAUGGAACAAGGGCUAAUGGUGAGGUGUGAUCGACCUCUAUCCAGUGCCAUUCCUGUACCUCGAAGACACACGACCAGCAUAUCUGCAGGAUCAGAUACUGCUUUCCACAAUAGAGAGGCAGCUUCUCCAGAAAGGGCAUGGAGGCAGUCACAUGGGAACUCUGAACAAGAUCAGCCCCCGAGCUACAAUACAGCAAUAACUCAUGCUGUAACCCUCGAGGCACAACCACAAGAUGAUAGCAAAGUGCAUACCUCUUCAGCAUUGGAAGUUUCAGAUGAUUCCUUCAAAGGUGGAGACCAGGCUGUGUAUAAUGUCUUGAAGAAUGGAAUGCAUAGCAAUGAAAAUGGCAUGGUUUAUGAAAGGGCCCAGACACAAGAGGUUAUCACUGAGCAAUCAUCUGAGGUGAAUGGAACAACUUUGCUCAGUGUGCACGCAGACAGCACCAGUAAUCUGCCAUCAGGUGACUUAAACCAUUCUACGGGUGGCAGCGUCUUCUGCUCUGUUGAGCGGGCUGAGGAGAUCAUCGGCAUGGAAGCUACUGGCUUCAGUUCAGAUGAGCAGCUGGAAGGAUUCUGCAUUCCUGUGGAUCACGCCGUGGCAGUAGAGAGUGAUGACCAAGUUCUGGCUGAGCUCGACGCUGAAGGAUUCGAGGAGUUCUCCAGAAGGAUCUGUGCACUGAACGAGAAUGUCUCAAGCUUCCGACGGCAUCGUAAGGGCUCUGAGAAAUGAUACAGUGUCCAUGGAUGCUGAGGCAGAACAGAGACAUGAACUGGAGUGGAAGAGCAAAUUGCACUUCUUUUUGAGAUGAUUUGUAACAAUGAAAUUAUCAGCAUUGUUGCUAUUCUCAUGGUGAGAUGGGGAGAAAGCAGAUGAGGAUCGAAAUCUGAAGCAGUGCAACUGUUGGGGUCCCAGAUAGACAUCCAUUCACGUAAGAGAUGAGGUGGGGCAAAUGUACCUAGAUCAUGGCUUAGUGGAUUGACUUCAUGCCAUCCAUGACUGCAUGUUUGCAUCACCCUCUCAUGAUACUCCUCCAGACCUGCAAGCUAGCACCCUUCCCAACCAAAUGGAAUCUGUUCUUUCCUGAUAACUGCAGAACUUGAUUUCUGCUUGGAGGGGUGGAGAACAGGGACUGAGAGUUUGUCACCUCCCAUGUUUGCCAAACAGAAUAUGUGCAAUGACAUUACAGGACAGAGUGGUUUUGAAAUGAUGUGAAAUUUCCGAAUCCUUCACUUUUCUCCUUUACAUUGGGAACUUACCAUACGCUUUAGAUAAGUGUGAUCAAGUUGCAUUCCCAAAAUUGGUUCAAUGUAAUAGGGGAUGUAAAAAAUGCUGGAAGUGCCGCAAAUCUGCAACUUGGCAGAAGUCAUUUUGCUGAGAGUGACAGUGUCCUCACUGAGCAUCUGAAAAUAUCAAGUGCAUAUGGUUGAAUUUAAGUUGCCAUAUACUACCUAUUUUUGCAAUUGUUUUGAUAAUACAUUGUGCAGGCUCAGGUACAGUUUAGCUGUCGGUUUUAGUCUGAACUUCUACCCUUUACAGCCUUGUCUGCCUACAAAUUAAAUCAGGGAAAAUACUCUGAACUGAUCAUUUAGAAUCUACAAGUGAGUGAUGGUUAGUUAUUCACUAACUUUGAGCUCUUCACCAUUUCCCUCAGUUCUUCACUUACAAAACAAAAGCUUCAAUUUACUCUGAAUUGAAUCUCUGGAAUAUUGUUUAAUAGACCCAGUAUUUGUAUAGUGUGGGCACUUACAUUCUGGUGCACCAGCUAUAGGAAAUUAUUCCUCUGCUUUUCUAGCUUACCUGUGUCUCUACCUAUUGUCCAGAUGGCCCUGAGUUCAGCGUUGCUUCCAACCUGUGUUGGACCUCGUCAAAGAAUACCAGUAUAGAUGAAAAAAGCAAUUACUAUUUUUCUGGCACUGUUAAAAUUAUUGAAGUUAUAAUUAAUUAUAAAAGAUAUUUAUGUAGCCCAGUUGGAUUUGAUCUGCACUGAAUGCAGUAGCAGCUGGGAUUAAAUUGCACUGGAGUAAGCUUGCUAAGAUAGCAAAGACAUUUUUCAUUUAAAAUUAAUAGCUCCCAUUACUUCAUACAAAGAAUACAAUCAAUCUGAGUUGUUUUUUUCUCUCUCUCCCUCCCUCCCCCUUGCUUGAAGAACAAAGCUCAAAUAUAAGUUACUGAAAACCCAGAGGAUAAGUGAACAAAACAUUUGGCGACCAAAGCAUUGACCCAUUACAGAGAAUUAAACAAAUAAUUACAUUUGAGUAUUAACUCGUUGUGCAAUCUUUGAACUGGAAUCUCUUUGCCUAGCUCAUUUCCCACUGAUUUAUUUUUAGUGGUAAUGCUCAUGUUAUUGCCCAGAUUGUAACGUAUGCAGCAGUUUCCCUCUCCAGCCACUGUCUUUGGGAGUCUACUUCUUGCGGUAACUUGCCCUUUGCACGAGUUGGGAAAUGAACUGUGAAUCUGUGUUUCUUGUUCUUGAGGGAGCUGGGUUGUCUAGCCUCCUUGCAGAAUGUCAGAAGACCACGUUAAACUUAAACGACCUGAUUCUCCUGGAGGGUGAAAACAUUCUUUCUACUCCCCUCUACCCGAACCCCUCUCGACAAAGAUCCAUAGCCGAGUAAGGGAAAUGCUGCGUACGGACCCUGUGAUCGUAGGUGCAGCAUUGCAAAGAAUGGCCAUUCAGCAGAGCAUUGAUUGAAAAUUUGUCAGAAAGGCAGGUAAACACUGCAUUAAAAAUUUUGCCAUGUUGAGUUUGUUUAUUUCAGUUUCAUUAGUACUAAUGUUGUAUUGCUUCACAGUGGUGGUGCGGUUCUAAUUUAAAUGUGCAUAACUCUGGUCUGGUUGUUGGCUGAGCAGAUUGGAGCUCAGGGUUUCCCUAGAAAUAAUUUAUAAUAAAAUGCUGCAUGAUGCACACAGCUCCAACCUGAUAACAUGAGCAAAUCAAUUGGGAAAGGUUAAAAUUGUAACUGUCUCAAUGUUUUCAUUCUAUAACUUGAUGAGGCAGUGAAGUAUGGUGCUGAUGUGUCCCUUGUCUUGGCAAACACCAUGACUCUUGAUUCCUCGGUCUUGGAUACAUGAGGUCUCCUGAUCACAGUAAUUUUUCAGAGAAUUUAUAUCAAUAAGAAACUGAAUCUUUAUCUUGGUAGUUGCAUUUCCAUCACCAGAGCCAUUUAUUCAGUCUCAUGAUUCUAAAUGGUUUUCUUAAUAGCCAACCAUUACAAAAUUGUUUUUGUUUUAACCAAGGCUGGAUCUCAGAGUGAGCUCUUCACUGGCCUCAUGUGAGAUGCCAGUGCUGUUGUGUAAACACAUUUUGUUCUCAUAUCUCGAAAGCCAAACCAGUCACUUUAAUGUAUGCUGAUUGAUUCAUUGACACUUUGAGUUGUCUAUCGGUGACUAGAGUAACCGGUAACUUAUGCUGACAAUAUCCCUUGGGAAAGCUGGUUCUCAAAUUGGUGUUCAGUCCCAGUCCAGACUUUCAGCACCAGGGACAAUGUUUGAGCUUGGCUUUACACCUUCGCAAAAAAGUGUACAGACCCCUCCAUGCUUUAACCAGCUGAAUACAAUCCAUAUUUAUUUUGCAUAUACUUGAGAUUCAAGAACCUACCUGCAGAAGCUUUUUUGCCCCAAAUUAAGAUACCCCUUCCAUCUCAUAAAGUAAUACUUGGAUAUAAAGUGAAUGUAACCCAUACCAUAUUCAUUUGGUGGCUGUCUUAACUGUAGGAUAAAUUAAGCAGCAAGCACAUCGUUAGGAUGGAGUCAUUUUCUCAACAAUUGAAAUUAAAGCCUGUAAUCUAGAUUCUGCUAUUCUCUGUAUCAUUCAGUUUUGUCAGUAGUUGGCCCUAAUACAGGGGCUUGCUGCCAUUGUUGGCUUUAUUAGAGGGAAAGUGGUGCAUUUAUUUAUGCUGUAAGCAUUAAUGGCACUGUAAGCAUUACAAACUUGCAUUUUGUUGAGGAUUUCUGAUGUCCUUGGUAACAUUCUCAGGUUCCGUGUUUUGCCUCAUUCAACGUCGCAUCCUAUACUCCCCUGUAACCUACUCCAGAACAGUGGUUCCCUUGAUAUCCAAUUGCCCAAGUCCAAAAAGAGCACUGUAACUUACCCCUUUCUCCUCACUGGCAUUAGAAUUAGAAGUUAUAACAUCAUUCCUUCCUUUCAGUAGACUACAUGGAGACUGAGAGUUUUCAAUAGAAGUUAUGAUUACAAUCAAAUUAAUAAAUGAAAGGUGAGUGAUUGUGAUCUUAAGCUGUGUUUUCUUCAUCCAUCGCUUCUCAAACGGUAUUGAAAUAACAAGAGGAUAUGAAAUGUCACAUCUAGAACCAGCUGGUGUCUUGCUUUUGCCUAUGCGUUCUUCUCAUUACUGCUGUAGUUUUCUGAGAGUCACCUGUAUACUUCAGCAGAUCUUUUCCCUUUAUAUCUAUUCCAACAGUUAAAGGUGCCAUUCAUUAGGAUCUUAACUAUGAGGAAGCUAUCAUUAAAUAAUGAGGGUCUGAUUUCAUUGAUAUGAAAGUGUUAUUUUUGAUUGGUUCUGAACUUCAAGUGGCCUAAAGUCUUUCUGUACUUAAUGGUGCCUUAACCCUCCCAAUUUACAUAGCAGAAAGACUAGGCUGAAAGAUUCAAUUUGGCACUGAAGAUUAAUUACAUUAAUCUUCUCUUCUCCUCUCUAAAUAUGACAUGUCUUAUCCCUAUCAAUAUAAUCUGCUCCAUGGUGCAUCUAUUUCAGCUCAUGCCAGUGCACAUCUAAACUACCCAUGACCUAUUGAAGAGCAAGCAACAGUCACCUUCACUCCUGAGCUUUCAUCUUAUUCAUGGUACUACGUCUUUCAAAGUAUAAACUUUCUUGCCACCAAAGACAGGAGGAGGUCAAGAAGAGCAAUGUUAGGUAACUGUGGAAAAGGUGUGUUGGUGAAUCAACUUGAAUUGCGUACAUAUUCUUCUCAAAUUUGAGGGCAUGCUAUAUAUGCUAGUGAUGAAGAGUGUGCUGCAUAAUUGUUGGAUUUAUAUAACAUUGAAUGUUGCAAGGUUUCAAAUCUGUGCUGAUUCCAAAAUCUGACCUAUGAAAUGUUUUCCUUAAUUGGCUUCCAGCUGCAGUGAUUCUAGUUGAAGGUUUCUGACCUGUACAAAGCCUGUUCUGGAUUCCCCUAGCCGAUCCAACUUGGGUUUUGCACACUAUCUUCAUCUCAGAUUGGUUGUACUUUGGAGAGAUUUCAUCAGAUGCCCUCGAACUGCACAGCCCACGCACCGCUGUCACCCAACGAAUCAGACCACUCAAAACACUGCCUUUUCACAACUAAUGAAAAGCAAGCAAAAUUUUGGGACUUACAGACCGCUAGUUCAUAAAGAUCCUCUUCCCAUGUCCCAUUUCGAGUAUUUUCACGUAUAAAAUGCAAACAUGUUCAAAGUAAUGAUUAAAAUGUACAAUUUAUUUCAUAUAUCUGUGUCAACUUGCAGCACUGUCCUGAAAAUUAGCCUUCAGUUCCAACCAGCCAUCCUUGUCUUGCACAAAAUGAAUGCAUCUGUUUUGAUGUCUCACUCUGACAGACUGAUUGUUAACUUUCAAGUCCAUUAUCAUUGAGUUUCCUUUAUGCACAUAUUUCACUUAAAGUGACUUGAUGUUCUCUCUCUCUGCCGUUGUCUUGCCACAGUCCCCUCAUAUGAGCAAACCCAACAACAGAUAGCUAAUGGUUUGGCCAAGUUCUUGCUACCCCACUUACAAGCAGCCAUUGAGGCAACAUAACCAGUUCCAGACCUCCCUGCCCUUAAUCUGGGAACCAUGCUACCAAAGCUGUCCUCCUCUUGCUGCACAACAUAAAAGCUUAUGAAUAUAUGCUCAAGUCAUGUCUGCAGCCAUUAUCUCAACUUCAAACUGAGGCUCGUUUAGGGGUAGACUUCAUCCAGGUCACUUUGUACCAGACCGAACAAGGAAGGGGUAAGAAACUGAACACCAUCAACUCAACUGGACACAGAAUGGGAGGUGGGAACCACAAAGAUUGAUUGUUUUGGGUCAUCCACACAGGAGAGAACACAAAAUCACUUGCUUGUUUCUGUGAUGAGCAGGAAAAAGCAUUGCUGAGCCCUCAGUGUGGGAUCCUAUUUUGAAAUGGUGUGACACAACUGUUUGACAUUGGGGGGGGAAUCUUGAAACACUGGAUGGAGUUGCCCCACUGUCAUGAACUGAUAAAUGCACCCUUUGUAAUGAUGAUUAAAUUGCAAUUGUCUGCGAAUCUGGUGCCUGGGUGAAGCAGAAGGAAAAGACAACGUAAUGAUGUACAGGAGUAAGUACCAUUUCAUUGCACGGGCAUUAUUCGCCAAGAUCAUGGCUGAACCAUUUGUACUAUGUGCUCCCUUAUCCUGGCACCCCCACCCACCCUUUCCACACAUUUCCUUUGUAUCUUUUCCUUGUUUAUAUUUAUUAAAGAAAAAAUACAGCAGUUUAUUUAAUUACUUACUCCAAAUGCAAAAAGGAAAUGGCUGUAAUCAUUUGCAAAACGUAUUUGCAUACUUGCUAAUGAUUCAAGUGACAAUGAAAAUGAUUCUG
Hemiscyllium ocellatum (epaulette shark) is the source of this 7998-nucleotide messenger RNA. It is a transcript of the gene uvrag, whose product is annotated as UV radiation resistance associated gene. Gene Ontology annotation, cellular component: endosome; lytic vacuole; phosphatidylinositol 3-kinase complex, class III, type II. The coding region runs from base 158 to 2200 and encodes 680 amino acids. Gene Ontology annotation, biological process: SNARE complex assembly. Lineage: Eukaryota; Metazoa; Chordata; Chondrichthyes; Orectolobiformes; Hemiscylliidae. Gene Ontology annotation, molecular function: SNARE binding. The transcript is spliced from 15 exons. The record is from RefSeq and is a predicted model, not a curated record.